AUGUCGGCAGAUCCGUACAACUGUGGCUAUGUUCGCACACGCCCAAGCAGCAGUGUGGUAGCAGGCAUCUUCGCGCUGAACAAAUGCGAGCCCAUCUUCUACAACGAGACCAUCAGUGAUUACCAAGAUGCGUUCGCCUACACACUUUACGGAGGCUGCAGCUGCCGCUUCUACACACUCGAAGAGGACUGCUCAAUAAGCUCUCCCGUACCUGUAUACACAGGCUCGACUGAUCGAUGGAGAGAGCCCCUAUUUGCAGACCCGAGGCCAACCUGGUACAACUGCCACGAGAGCAAGUAG
This is a messenger RNA of Didymella exigua CBS 183.55, 300 nucleotides long. RefSeq lists its product as uncharacterized. Lineage: Eukaryota; Fungi; Ascomycota; Dothideomycetes; Pleosporales; Didymellaceae. The record is from RefSeq and is a predicted model, not a curated record. The transcript is spliced from 2 exons. Bases 1 to 300 code for a protein of 99 amino acids.